Cryphonectria parasitica EP155 is the source of this 1946-nucleotide messenger RNA. RefSeq lists its product as uncharacterized. Bases 222 to 1226 code for a protein of 334 amino acids. Lineage: Eukaryota; Fungi; Ascomycota; Sordariomycetes; Diaporthales; Cryphonectriaceae. The transcript has 3 exons. Gene Ontology annotation, molecular function: dioxygenase activity. The record is from RefSeq and is a predicted model, not a curated record.
GAAAGACGAGGAGGGGGCUUGGUUACGACAUAAUAAGUAAUAAACAUCUAUUCAUUUGUGAAUAGGUUCAGGCCUACAUAUUAGGUAUAGGCUCAUCACGGCGUUGCAAAUCGAGCUGCGACCGUCUUUCUCACCAUUUCUUUUCGCUUCUUUUCAGGAUCUGGAGUAGCAGUGGAGUACCAUCUGACCUGACCAGACGCGUGACGCCUUCAACCCACGGUAUGGCGACAACCACACAGACGGAGGAGAUCAAGGUCGAAGAUGCGACCGAGGUCAUGCUGCGGCAGGCAGAGAAAGCACACACAAAGCCUCUCUGGCUACAGAUGGCAAGGCUGAACCCGCCUCUGCCCAAUCCCAAGUGUACGCCCCACCUGUGGAAAUACGCCGACAUCCGGCCCAGCCUUCUCGAGGCUGGCAAGCUUGUUCCGGAGCACCAAGCUGAGAGGAGGGUGCUGAUGCUGAUUAAUCCAGCAAGAGAUGCCCCCUUCACGACAGACACCCUGUACGCGGGCCUACAGCUGGUAAUGCCCAACGAGACAGCCAAGGCGCACAGGCACGUAGCCUUCGCCAUGCGGUUCAUCAUCGAGGGCCAGGGCGGCUUCACGGCGGUGCACGGCCGGCGCAUCCGCAUGCAGAGGGGCGACGUGAUCCUGACGCCGACCAUGAACUGGCACGACCACGGCAAGGACGGCUCGGGCCCCAUGAUCUGGCUCGACGGGCUGGAUCUGCCCAAUUUCCAGCAUUUCCCCGUGCAUUUUGUUGAGCAGUUCUCGUCGCCUCGCUAUCCGGCCGAGGACGUCGACACGUCGGCCUCGCCGCUGGUGUUUCCCUGGAGCCGGAUGAAGGCGGCGCUGGACGAGGUGGAGGGGGACUCGGCUGAGCUGCGGUAUCUUCACGAGGACGGGAGACAAGUGAGCAGAAUCCUCGGAGGCUCAGCGGCCCGUAUCAAUGCGGGCAAGACAUCGCCUCGCGUGCAGGAGACGGCAUCAUCAGUCUACCAUGUGAUAGAGGGAUCAGGAUACACGACCAUUGGAGAUGUGGAGUAUCGAUGGGAAAAGGGCGACACUUUCUGCAUUCCCUCGUGGUAUCCCUUCCAACACUUUGCUGGAGGUCAAGAGGGGGAUGACCCGGUGUACUUGUAUCGAUUCGACGACAAGCCCAUGCUGACCUCUCUGGGGUUCUACCGGACGUCGGAUACGGAUGUUGAGACCCUGGUGUCGAAUUGAAAGAAGAGAAAAGAAGGGAAAGACAGAGAAGAAGGAGGGUCCAAAAACGACAAUGUUAAGAAUUAUUGUACAAAUUCCCACUUAGCCGUCAACUCCUCUACCCAGGGUCGCCCCUCCUCUUUUUUUCUUCUUUCUCUCUCAAAAAUUUUUUUUUCGACCUUCUGAUGCCUCCACCAGAACGGCUAGUUCCAAGAACCAGGUCCCCUAUCAGCGUCCCAGACCCAGACCCAUGCAACAUGCCAGCAAUGGUGGCUACUUUUUGUGCCGUGUGUUCCACUUUGCACUGGAGAAAGUCGACCCAGACCCAAGCAAGAGCAAUCAAUGCCUCGUCAAAUCGCAAGAUAGGUGGAUUCGCAGCCCUCUCCAUCUUCUCUAUCACAUGCCAUUCGUUUCGUUUACCACCCAACCCGUGCCCCAACAGCCUGUCACCCCUGUUCCGGACCCCUCUGCGCCGCCCGCGCCAUGGUGAUCGUUUGGACCAGCCCUUUCAGCAACCCCAUCACGGAGGCGCUCGCGACCAGGACCAGGAGCGCCAGCAACUCCCGGCGUACCUUGUAGUGACCAUCCCACGAGACCAUGAGGAUCGCCGUUAGGUACUGGGUGAGGCAGAGCAGUGUCCAUCUGACGGCCUGGUUGAAGAGACCCGGCCCGAAGUGGCUGAAGGGCGAGAAGUGGACGAGAUAAUAAACGGGCACAGCGCAGUACAGGGCGAAAUGUACU